UACAAAACGUUUUGUGCACACCGAGGCUGCCUCGUUUUAAACAAACUAUUAGCGUAUUCCCACUAUUUUCUCGAUUCUUACUAUUCUUAUCCGCACUGACCUAAAAAAAAACAAACAAACAAAAAACAGUUUUGUCGCCGCCCACAUGUGAAAGUGAAACCGAAGGUGAUCCUUCGACAAAAUGCAACGAGAACAACGAAUGUUUUAACAUGAGCUCAAAGGCGUACCCCAUACCCAGAGCUGCAGCAGAACACGCUGCUGUGUUGUUCUGUGAUCUUGUCAUCUGGGCUUUUGUGUGGAUAGCACUGCUGUGGCUGGAUGGAGAGGGCAGUCUGGAUCUAAGGUGUCUGUGGGCUCUCAGGACCAUGAGCUACGUUGUGCUUUAUGCAGUAAUCACACAUGUCUCUGACAGUAGCAGUCAGCCUCACCUGAAGCACUGGGUAGCCCUACUGAGCUUCCUACCUCCUUUGUUUGAUAGCAUUCAGACAAUGCUUCACGGGACUGGGAGAGGCUUUAGUCCUGUUCCUGAUCCUGGCAUGGUGAUCCUGAGCACUGCUACAUCUACCCUCAUAUAUAUGCUGUGGGAGAUGGCCUUCCCACACGGUGGGCCAUCUAAGGGUUCCAGGAACCAGAAGAAAGAUGAAGAGGCCAGAGCACUCCUAAUGAGGGUCAUCCGCUACUCCAGGCCAGACUAUCUUCAUCUAGGAGCUGCCUUCCUCUUCCUCACCCUGGCGGCACUUUUUGAGACAUUCAUCCCAUACUGCAUUGGGAAAGUUAUCGACAUACUGAGUGGAAAGUACCAGCACAACAAUUUCUUAUGGGCCAUUGGACUCAUGGCUCUGUGUUCACUUGGAAGUUCUAUGUUCACUGGUCUGCGCGGUGGGAUGUUCAUGUGUAGCCUCUGUAGACUCAACAAGAGAAUACGACACCUGUUGUUCCAGAACCUCAUGAAGCAGGAGAUAAGCUUCUUUGAAGAUAACAAACCAGGUAGUCUCACAUCACGUUUAAUCUCUGACACUGAUAAAAUGGGACGUUCUGUGGCCAUGAAUGUGAAUGUGUUACUGCGAAGCCUGGUGAAGACAUGCGGCAUGCUGUUCUUCAUGCUGGGCCUGUCCUGGCAGUUAACCCUCCUUACAUGCAUUGAAAUGCCACUUCUUGCUUUCAUUCAGAACUCAUACAACAACUUAUCCCAGAAAACAUCCAAAGAGCUUCAGGACUGUAAUGCAGAGACUACAGAGUUGGCGUCUUCUGUCAUUGGGUCGAUGAAGACUGUGCGCAGUUUUAAGGCAGAGCAUCAGGAAAAUCAGCGAUAUGAACAAACUCUCAACAGGAAGUUCCAGGUUUUGAGGCGUAAAGGUUUCUACAGUGCAAUUUAUCUCUUAAUACGCAGGUUCAUUACAGUGGGCUUGAAGGUAGCAAUGCUGUUCCAAGGCCGAAAUCUCAUCGCGUCUGGACAGCUUAGCAGUGGCAGCCUGCUUGCGUUUGUGUUCUACCAGAAGGACAUGGUGACCAACAUGAGGCAUCUUGUAUAUAUCUAUGGAGACAUGCUGAAUACUGUGGGAUCAGCAGUGAAGGUGUUCCAGCUACUCGAUAGGAAGCCACAGUUGAAAGAGGCAGGCCAUCUGGCUCCAGAGAAGCUUAAGGGAAGACUAACCUUUGAAAAGGUCACCUUUUCUUACCACUCCCGUCCUGAUCAAAUGGCACUUAAGUCUGUUACAUUGGAAUUGAGUCCAGGAAAGCUGACGGCAUUGGUAGGGCCCUCUGGUGGUGGGAAGAGCUCUUGCGUCAGCUUGCUCCAAAGGUUCUAUGAUCCACAGGAGGGUGAGCUGUUCCUGGAUGGAGAACCUCUGUACAGUUACCAGCACCAGUAUUUGCAUAAAAAGGUGGCGAUGGUAUCCCAGGAUCCUGUGCUUUUCUCUGGCUCUGUGAGAUAUAAUAUUGAAUACGGUUUGCAGGACUGCACACUUGAAAGAGUAGAAGCAGCUGCUCGUAAAGCCAAUGCACACAACUUCAUAUGCAAAUUGGAACAGGGAUACAACACAGAUGUUGGCGAGUGUGGUGACCAGCUGUCGGCGGGGCAGAAGCAGUGCAUUGCUAUAGCCAGAGCUCUGAUAAGGGACCCACAGAUUCUUAUCUUGGAUGAAGCCACCAGCCACAUGGACAGUAGCACACAACAAGCAGUUCAAGAUGUGCUCAAUAGUAUAACGGAUCAGACAGUGCUGGUAAUAGCUCAUCGUUUGGAGACUGUAGAGAAAGCAGACCACAUUAUUUUCAUGGAGGGAGGUGAAGUCGUGGAGCAGGGAACACACCGGCAGCUCAUGGCCAAAGGAGGAAGAUACUAUCGGCUCAGAGAAAAGCUUUUUAAUUUGGAGACACAACCGGUUGGCUAAAGAAUCAGAUUUGUGGAUAGAUUUUACCCAGUGUUCAGUACACACUCACAGAGUGCCUUUCAUGAUUUAACAACUCAUUCUAGUGUAGAUCUUAGUGGAGAUUUUUUUUUUGUACAUUUCUCCAUCCUUCUGUUGUAGACAGUGUUUUGUUCAUUUUGUUAAGUGACGAUGCAUGGGACACAUAAAAAGGAAAGCAUGGGCUUUGUAUCCUAAAAGUAGAACAGUAUGAAACAACCUCUACUGUAUUACAAAAUAUAUGUAAUACACAAUUUUGUGUGUGUAUUCAAAUCAGAGAAUGACCAGUGGGUUUGCCCUCAGCUGCAGAAAAAUGCGAAACAAGAUCUCAGAGCUCUUUUCCGUCUUCAUUGUGCCACCAAGAGCUGCUUGAUCUUGAGCAUCCUGGAGAUCUUUAUAAAGAGACUGACAAAAGAAAAUGUUUUUUUAGCAUUGAAUUAAGCAAAACUGUCCGAUAUAUGUGAAUUAAUACUAAUCACAGAGUAAAAGUGCAGCCACCAAUGUUGAAGGCUAAAAAAAAUAAAUAAAAAAUGAUGACACCUUUAGACUUUAAUGCUAAUAGUGUAAUCUAAGCAUGCAAGAAUGAACAAAUAAAAUGAAGGGAAUCGGA
Molecule: messenger RNA, 3015 nt
Organism: Pimephales promelas (fathead minnow)
Lineage: Eukaryota; Metazoa; Chordata; Actinopteri; Cypriniformes; Leuciscidae
Gene: tap2t
Product: transporter associated with antigen processing, subunit type t, teleost specific
Biological process (GO): transmembrane transport
Cellular component (GO): membrane
Molecular function (GO): ABC-type oligopeptide transporter activity; ATP hydrolysis activity; ATP binding
Source: RefSeq, a predicted model, not a curated record